UGACAAUUCAAAACUGGGCAACAACUCAAUUCGAUCAGCACCUCCAAGCUCCCAGCAAACCAAACGAAAAGCAAGGUUGUUGUAGAAAGGCAACAGCAAGAAGAGGGGACUGGUAGACUAGCUAGCUAGCUCGAAUACAUCACCAGACUAUAACAGCGCACACUCUACAAUAAGCAAUCCAUCAGAUCAUCAUGUGGAGACAAAGACAGCAGCAUGCCUGUGGAGGACUCUGGUUGUUCUUGUGUGUUUUGCUGUUCCCAUCAUCAGCAUUGGCCCAAAGCAGCAGCGACAUGUCCAUAAAUGCACCCUUUCAAGACUCGUUCAAUCGACUGACACACGCUGCCUGUGUGACUCUGUUUCAUCGAAAAGGGCGACUGGGAUGUGGCACGGAAGAUCGCAGUCUUCAUGUGGGGAAAUUGGUGUAUUACAAAGGCAACUCAAAUGGCAACAACAACUUUCCCAGCGUCAAUGAAGACUUUGUGGCCGUGGUGGAAGAAUACCAUUUGGACGCCAGCACCCUCAACACGUUGGUGCAAGGCAACAGUAAUGGAUAUCUCAAGGGACUGCUGUUCCUGAAUUCUACUGGUAUCGAUUACAAUCGCGACAAGAGUUACUAUUCACCGGCGGCUCAAUCUCCUCGUGGCUAUGGGACACCCUCGGCAUACGAGUGGUACGGAAACAAUGCCUACCCAUGGAACGCCAAAGGACAAGGCUUGAACAUUUACGACUUUUAUGGACUCCCCAUGGCCUAUGUCCCAGACUCGGAUGUCUCCAAUGAACUCCGCAAUGCGGCCAUGAAUCAGAUCAACAAGAACAACAACAAUAAUAAUAAUGAGGAACAGCAAGAGGGAUCUUCCUCCAUUGUGGCAGAAUUCAACUACUACAUGGGACCUGAUGGCAUUAACAGUCUCGAGUGCCUGGGAUGGAAAGAUCAGGCCGAUGGAAAGUGGAGUCCCAAAUGCCUGCCCUUGGGUGGAACCAGCGUCUGGGCCACGGCUGGAUCUCCAGAACCCAAUCAAGACAAUCAAAACAACAACAACAACGACGAUAUCAAUGACGAUGAUGCUAGGCGUGAACUCAACAACAACAAUAAUAACAACAACUAUUACUACGAUGCCAACAAUCGACCCGUUGUCCUCGUGGCUGCGGGAAUGGACGCCUCUUCCUUGUUUCAUGAUUUGGUUCCAGGAGCCAACUCGGCAGCUUCCAACAUUCUCGCUCUUCUGAUGGCAGCCAAAAUGGUUGGUGGAUUGGGAGACAAUGUACUCGACAAACUCACCUACCGCAUCGCCUUUGGAUUCUUCCAAGGAGAGACUUAUGGAUUUGCGGGAUCUCGGAGCUUUUUGAGAGAUGUCGCCUUUCCGGGAUUUCAAUGCUCUGCCAAUGACCGCAUUGUCCGUUCCGUGGCCAACAAUGACAAGUCCGAAAAGGCCUGUUUGUAUCCCCUUCGACACAGUUUGGAGUUCCAACGGUUGGGACCCAUUGCCGGUAUGCUGGCAGUCGAUCAAGUCGGACUCCCCGUGGCAGAUGGACUCUUGUACGUGCACAAUGAUGGUCAAGGCGAUGGAUCCUUUGGCUCGUUCAUGUCCAAUGUUCUCAAAUACUCGUACACGAGCAACUUUGCCGUAUCGUACACAUCGAUUGAAGACAAUGACAAUGGAUGGCCAUUCCCGCCGUCUCCUCUGCAGUCAUUGGUACAACUGUCCCAAGGAGCCGCGGGUGGAGCUGUCUUGACUGGAUAUGACUAUGCCUUCACCAAUCAAGUGCCAUUCCAUUCGCAUUUGGAGUCCAACCAAGAAAAGCAAAUGGAUCUCGAUGCUAUUGCCGCGGCGGCCACACUCUUGGCACGAGCGGCUCUGGCCGCUGCCUACGAUGGUGGUCAAUAUGAUUACGAGACGUCGUCCCAGUAUGCAUCGCAGUGGAUUGGAGAACUUUCCUCCAGUGACGAAACACUCAAUAUUCUGGCCAAUUGCCUCUUCAAGGACGGCAACUGCGACUACCUGAAGAAGUACAAUUCCAUGGAACGUGAAAACGACAAGGCGCGAACCGGAUUCUCCUACGGAUCCGGAUACCCACUAGGAACUCCACCCAAUUACUACGUGGGAGUGUACAAUAUCAACUACGGACAACCCUUUGUACAGGUCGGAGACAGUGUCUAUGGAGCCUACGAUGGCGACAAGUACGGCAACCGAGGCGCGGAUGCCUUUGGCAUCCAACCAACUCUGCUGGAGUCUGCCAUUCGCGGUAUGUUGAACGACUUUUUGGGUCGCGGAUCAAACCUCAACGGAGGCAGCGCGCAGGAGUGUUCCAAGCCUUCAGAUUGCGACAAUGUGCAGUACUGUCAAAAGAACGACGAUCAUGCCGUCUGCACAGGAGGUGGGAAGUGCGUGUGUGCUCGGUCACACUUCCACCUGGCUUUGGACGAAGCCUUGGAAGCCAAGCCAGGCAUGGGAACGGGAUAUUUUGUCCAAAGCGAAAACGACAACGAGAUUAGUGCAGUCUACACAGAGCCGUACUGGUCCAACGAUGUCGGAGUCCGAGUGUAUCGGGAUGUCGGCCAAAUCCCAGGUGUCGUCACCCUUGGAGUGGGUGCUGUAGUAUCCGGCCUGUGUGUGUUGGCGGCCUUUGUGCUGAAAGUGGGCCUCAAGAAAGAAAAGAUGUAUUGAAAACACUUGCGACAAUGUGGAAGCGCUUUUGAACCCAAUUACCGCCGGAAUGCUUGCUUGGGCAUUUUAUUGAUAAUACUAUACUAAGUUCUGUUUUUUGUUUC
Seminavis robusta is the source of this 2770-nucleotide messenger RNA. Lineage: Eukaryota; Bacillariophyta; Bacillariophyceae; Naviculales; Naviculaceae. The record is from the annotation of a GenBank genome assembly.